AUCUUCUGCAUUUCUACAGUCUUACCGUCAAAAAUGACAGGACGCGUUCAUUUUAAAAACAUCUUCCUCCCUACUGGUUAUGAAUUCCCCACACACCCCUCCAAGACGUGUAUUUUUCUUAUAAUAUAUUCUUUAUGUAUUUAGGGACUCCUAUUGUGUUGACAGAAUCCAUAAUUGUUUGCAUAAAGCUAAGUCAGAAGCAUCAACCGUGGAAUUUUUAACAUUCGGCCACGGAUUUUCUUACUUCCUCAAGUUAUAACGGAAUCGUCAUUGGUUUAUAAAGUGGUGUCUCUGAGAGGGGGUGCAAAGCACGAUGGGUCUCACUAGGAUCGAGGACGUAAUGCUUCAAAACAUUGUGAAGAGAAAACAACCCAAGACGCAAUACGAUUACGCCAUACAGGUUGCGUGGCGGGGGAGGUUAACAACCACGAUUUACAGAAGCUACGACUCGAUGCUUACCUUGCAGCGCAAGCUUUUAAAUCUCAAAGAAUUUCCAAGCAAAAAGAAGGAGCGACGUGAAAGUACAUUGUGGUCGCCGUUACCAGAAAUUUCAGUGUUUGAUAACUUAGCGCUUAACAAAUGCAAGCAAGCCAUAAAAAGAGCGGGCCCAGUGGAAGAGUUCCUCAAGUGUCUUGUUCAACUUCCUGCCGAGAUCUCAGAGUCCGAGGUCGUAAUCAAGUUUUUUCGACCUGUCCCUGACGACAUGGUAACCCCGGAUGACGACUGUUUGAUUGAUUUUAACGAGUCAAGAGGGUCACGAAAAAACUACGUGUUUCGCAUCUCUGAGCCAAUUCUGUUGGAGCAAUACGUGGUCAUCACUGACUACAAGAAAACACAACAAAAAGACUUGAACCUCAGGGCGGGGAACGUGGUGGACGUGAUUCAGAAGAACGAGCAUGGUUGGUGGUUCGUUGAUCUUGAUGGGGAGUUGGGCUGGGUGCCUGCGUCUUACCUCGAACCACGUGACGGCAGUGAUGAUGACUUUGUUACGGAGAUAUACGAAGAUGGUGAAGAGGAAUUGUGCAUCGUGAUGGCGUCGUAUGAGCCUGAAUUUGAGGACGAGCUUGCCUUGGAAUUUGGACAAGUGGUGAAAGUGAAGCAGAAGAACAUGGAUGGCUGGUGGGUAGUCAGCUGUGAUGAGGGAAUAGGAUGGGCCCCCGCCAUGAACCUACGGCAGGUUUGUACGUCUUCCUCUCACGCGCGGCGGAUGGGCAAGGAAGCAGCACAAAGAACUAUCCUUGGAGAUGUGGGCCGUAGAAGCAGUCUUCACAAUAUAGCAGGACCAAGAAGAACCUGGGAUCCCCGACAAAAGCUGAGCUCAAGAAAAGGAAGCACCAAAAAACCUUAUAUUAACCUUGAGUUUCACAAUAACAAAUCCUCCUCCGCAUCGAAUGCCGCCAAACGAAGGGAAAAAUCUCAGGGAAAAGGCACCGAGCAAGAAAAUGCAAGCCAUGAUCCCCCUGCGACAUCUUACAUCAACUUUGAGUUCCACAAUAAGAAUACAACAUCCUCUUCUGCAUUCAAUGCCGCAAAGAGAAAAGAAAAGGCGAUGCAAGUUAAAAAGAAAGAUCAAGGAAAAGAAAAGAAAGGCCCAGCUAAAUCUUACAUGAAUAUGGAAUUCCUUGAAAAGACUAGAAAGAAACAGCGCUUGCCAAAACGUGUGGGGAAGCGUACUGAAGAAGACGAUGACUUAGUGGUGGUAAAUUUCGGGGCGGUAAGCACCUCAAACAUGGAGACUCUUGAACUUGUCGAAGAAGAAGAAAAAGAAAAUGAUGAGACCGAAGAGAUUAACAACAACGACCAAGAGGAAGAUCCCGACAGCGAUAACGACGAUGGCAACAUAACCGAAAUUAAGAUCAUAAUCACCGAAGCCUCGGAAUUUGAUGACCCGGAGCAUGUGAUAUACUACGUUAUCGGCGAGUACAAUAAGGAUGAUGAUAGCGAGGUUAGCCUGAAAGAAGGUGAAACAGUUGAGGUACUUGAGCAGUCGGAGGACGGCUGGUGGCUUGUGAGGACACAGAACUUCUCGGUUGGUUGGGCACCUUCUAACUAUCUGGAUAAAGAUCCAACCGUGUCUUACUGUAUGAGGAAGCCCUCAAUCAAAGGAAAUCCUCCAACGAGACCUCCGAAGUCCAUGAUGGUUUACAAAAAAGCUAUGAUGGUCGCAGCCGAACAGAAGUUUUGGAAACUAAAGGAGAAAGCCGAUGAUGGAGCGUCUACUACACUCAAGCAAUUUGAUGAGGAAAAUUCUAGCGAUCAGAGAAGUGAGAAUGUCGAGGUGGAAGUGAAAAAGACGGAAGCACAAGAGGAUAGCAAAGCUAAUGGAGAUAAUGGUAAAAAGGGUGGGGAUGGUGUGAAUGGAGAUGGUGGCGAUAAGGAUGGUAAUGGAGGGAGUGGAUAUGAUAGUGUUAAUGGUGGUGAUGGUUUGAACGUUAACGCUGGGACCGAACAUGUAUACGAAUAUAUUGACGUCAGAGAGAUCCGUCUGCCAGUUCCCAUAGCAACCAAUCUACAGGAUACAGCAGAUCACCAUGGAAACGACAACGAGGUCACUACAGCGCUCUAGCCGCACUCAAACGAAGUAGACAUUCAUUAUGAAAUAACAUUUGAAGUAGAAAUCUGGUAAAGCGGCAAAACAUAUCAAUACACAUUAAGGUUCUAAACAAGGAACUAUUAUCAGGGCCCCCCUCAAUAUUUUCGAAAAUUAUAAGGAAAUGAACAGUAGGUUCGUGGCUGUAAGCCGCAAAACAUAUAUCAAAACAUAUUCAGGUUCUAAACAAGGAACUAUUAUUAUAAUUUUUGUGGAUUCUAGGCUUCUGUCUAGUAGAGUCUAGACAUUGACUAGACUUGUCUGGUUUCUAGACGAUUGCAAUUUUCUUUGUAAUGCACAAGGAAAUAGCUCUAAUGUGACUACAAAAGAAAGAAUAUCAUCUUCUAUGACGUUUCUAUACCGAUUAAGCGCUAACUUCUCAAACAGUAAACAUUUACUUUUCAACAGCGCCGCUGUCAACGGUGAAGACCAUCCAAGUAGUCACGCUUGGAUUUAUCAAAAUUACUUAUUAAUUUAAAGAUUUGCAUCAUUUUUUAGACCAGUUUCUAAUCGGUUUCUACCCGCGACUGGAAGUAGAAACUGAUUCCUAAUUAUAUAAAAAAACUUUCAAACCUUUCACGCGCCCUUAAUGCCACAUAGUAAAAAACACAUAGUAUAAUACAACUGAGUAAAAAUACCUCGGAAAUUGUCAUAUUAAUACCGAAUCCAUGAGAAUGUGUAUAAAUCAUACAGUCAGUUCAUCUUUAUGCGAUCAGAUCUCAUCUUUAUUUUAACAAAUAAUCAAUAGAAUAAGCAGCCAGUCUGAGAAACAGACAUUUUCCGUUGGCCAUUUGCAAUGGUAAAAAACUUUUUUUAAAAAAUAGGUGUACACUUAUUUUAAAAUAACGUCAUUUGAAACAGUAAUAUAAAUGCCGAUUUGCAACUACGACCGAAGGCUAUUAUGGGUCUCAUCCAUCUAUUCCAACCAAAUUCAGGAGAAUAUUGAUUAAUCAUACAAUAAUCUUUAAAAGGCCAUCGAUGUAUGGCUGGAUUUCCUUUAUGACCAUUAUGUUUGCGAAUAAUAGGGGACUUGAGCUAAGAGAUCACGUGAUUGUUUGGACGUCAAACUAGCGCGCGCUCACCCUUUUAGCGGCAAAAUACAGCAAAAAAGCAACUUUUUCAGCGCAAGUCCCCUAUUAGUACCCAUAAGCAUCUUUCGGUCGUAGAACUGCCAUUCGCCAUUCGUACUGACGUGUUUUUUUGAAAUAGGUGUAUACAUCGUUGUUGCUAUAUGCACCAUUCCACAAAAUAAAUGUUGUCCUUAUA
Molecule: messenger RNA, 3856 nt
Organism: Nematostella vectensis (starlet sea anemone)
Lineage: Eukaryota; Metazoa; Cnidaria; Anthozoa; Actiniaria; Edwardsiidae
Product: SH3 and PX domain-containing protein 2A
Exons: 13
Coding region: 314-2566 (750 amino acids)
Molecular function (GO): protein binding; phosphatidylinositol binding
Source: RefSeq, a predicted model, not a curated record